Molecule: messenger RNA, 1530 nt
Organism: Callithrix jacchus (white-tufted-ear marmoset)
Lineage: Eukaryota; Metazoa; Chordata; Mammalia; Primates; Cebidae
Source: RefSeq, a predicted model, not a curated record
AUGUCCGUAGGCAUAGCUCACAUUGUCAGCUCCCCACAUUCCCCAGACAAACUGGGACAGGAAGAGCACAAGGAGCAGCCGCAUUUUGGGGGCAGAAGCCUGAAAAUGCAAAAACUCAUUGGCUAUCCAAGGAGUUUGAAUUAUAUUCAAGUGCAGAGGAAGGCCAAGGAAAAAUAUAAAACAUGUUGGGAUGACAGUUCUGGAAUUCAGGAGGUUUCCAUAGGCCUGCCCACUGUGGAACACCUCAACCCAAAAUUCAAGCCAGAAGGACAAAAGAUGAACAGAGUAUUAGAGAUGCAAAACCCAAUCACCAAACCAAUAAGCCAGUCCACCAAGAGCUAUUCCUCCAACCCCACAAACCCAGAAAGCUCUUUUGAUCAGGAUCUGAGCCACGUGUAUGUUGCAGUCAGCCAAACCAAGACUUCCCUUCCACAGUGUGCUGAAAGUGAUCACACAGACAACUGUGAGACCCAAGAAAGAGAGGGGAAGGUCACAAAAGACGACAACCAACCAAUUAUCACCAUCCCUAUGGCGGCUCUGAGUGUUGGUCACACCACGUGUACCCUCCAGAUAGCACAUUUCUCAUGGGGUAGCUUGGUAUGCAAAGCUACUGUCAUCCUGCUGCCUGAUGUUCAGUAUGCAAAGCUGCUGGACAUCCUGUUAAGUUCUUUAAGCAACGGAACUGUUCUCCAAGGCACACGUAACAUUGACUGCCUGGCAAGUGAGGGAGUGAUGCUCAUGCAGCAUCUUGCAGCUGUUUCCAUGUGCACCCCAAGUCAGGCUGCCUUCCUGACCGGCCGGUACCCCAUCAGAUCAGGGAUGGUGUCUCCCUGCAACCUGAAUCGUGCCCUCACGUGGCUUGGUGGAUCAGGUGGUCUUCCUACCAAUGAAACGACUUUUGCCGAGCUACUGCAGCACCGUGGCUACUGCAUGGGACUCAUAGGCAAAUGGCACCUGGGCUUGAGCUGCGCCUCUCGGAACGAUCACUGCUACCACCCGCUCAACCAUGGUUUUCACUACUUUUACGGGAUGCCUUUCGGACUUUUAAGCGACUGCCAGGCAUCCGGGAAGCCAGAACUGCACCGCUGGCUCAGGAUCAAACUGUGGAUCUCCACGGCACUCACUGGCCUCGUUCCUUUGCUGCUUCUCAUUCUCAAGCUUGCCCGCUGGUUCUCGGUGCCGUGGAAGGUCAUCUUUUUCUCCGCUCUCCUCGCCUUUCUGUUUUUCACUUCCUGGUACUCAAGUUAUGGAUUUGUUCGGCGUUGGAAUUGCAUCCUUAUGCGGAACCAUGAAAUUAUCCAGCAGCCGAUGAAAGAGGAGAAAGUAGCUUCCCUCCUGCUGAAGGAGGCGCUUGCUUUCAUUGAAAGGUACAAACGGGAACCUUUUCUCCUCUUUUUUUCCUUUCUGCACGUACAUACUCCACUCAUCUCCAAAGAGAAGUUUGUUGGGCACAGUAAAUAUGGCAGGUACGGGGAUAAUGUGGAAGAAAUGGAUUGGAUGGUGGGUAAGUAUUCCGUGACGCCACUGUAA